GCGGUGAGUGGCGGGGGGCUGCGGAGCGCGCGCGGGGAGCCGGGGACGCGCGGGCUGGCGCGGUCUCGGGAACUGCAGGGGACACAGCAGGGUCUGCUGUGCGCCCUGGAGUGUGCCUGGGGCGGGUACCUAAGCCCGGGGACCUCGUGGGUCCGCAGUUCUCGCCUGGGGCUAGGGAGGCCCCAGUUUGGAACUGAUCCUGUGGAACAGAUGUGAAGGGGCGCGUCACGCACCGUGCCACGCGUCCCUGGCCACCGCAUGACGAAACUUGCUGGGUGCAAGCGGCCAAGAUGGCUGCCAGGGGACUGUCUCCACGAGGAUGGGCGCGCGCAAUUGCCAGGAUCUGGGACAAUGUCUGGGGAAGUGCCACCCAACAUUAACAUCAAGGAGCCUCGAUGGGACCAGAGCACGUUCAUUGGCCGAGCCAGUCACUUCUUCACGGUUACUGAUCCCAGAAACAUCCUUUUAACGAACGAACAGCUAGAGAAUGCGAGGAAAGUGGUACACGAUUACAGGCAAGGAAUCGUUCCUGCUGGCCUCACGGAAAAUGAGUUAUGGAGAGCGAAGUACGCGUAUGACUCGGCCUUCCAUCCCGACACGGGUGAAAAGAUGACUCUGAUAGGAAGAAUGUCGGCUCAGGUCCCGAUGAACAUGACCAUCACGGGCUGCAUGAUGACCUUCUACCGGACCACACCGGCUGUGCUUUUCUGGCAGUGGAUAAACCAGUCCUUCAAUGCCGUGGUCAACUACACCAAUAGAAGUGGUGACGCUCCCCUCACUGUAAAUGAGCUGGGAACGGCUUAUGUUUCUGCAACAACCGGCGCCGUGGCGACAGCCCUUGGACUCAAUGCCCUAACCAAGCAUGUGUCGCCGCUGAUAGGACGUUUUGUUCCCUUCGCUGCUGUAGCUGCUGCUAACUGCAUUAACAUCCCGCUGAUGAGACAAAGGGAACUCAAGGUUGGUAUUCCUGUCACUGAUGAGAAUGGCACACGCUUGGGAGAAUCGACCAACGCAGCAAAGCAAGCCAUCACGCAGGUGGUCAUCUCCAGGAUCCUCAUGGCGGCCCCUGGCAUGGCCAUCCCUCCGUUUAUCAUGAACACCUUGGAGAAGAAAGCCUUUUUGAAGAGGUUCCCGUGGAUGAGCGCACCAAUUCAAGUCACACUGGUUGGCUUUUGUUUGGUGUUCGCCACCCCCCUGUGCUGUGCUCUGUUUCCUCAGAAGAGUUCCAUGUCUGUGACAAGCUUGGAGGAUGAGUUGCAAGCCAGCAUCCAAAAGAGUCAUCCUGAAUUACGGCGUGUGUACUUUAACAAGGGCCUGUGAAGCCAAGAUCAAGUGCUGGAGGCACCUCCUGCCAUCUGUGAACCUCCUGAAGCCAAGCAGUGAGGAAAUACGUGUGCUGGGCACUCCCCGCUACAAAAGCCUCUGCAAAAUCUGUGUUAGAGUCAAGCUGCCUGUCAGGAACCUGACAUUUGAAUCGUGUUGUAAUUUACAAAAAAUACCCUUCUGGUAGAUUUUAAUGAUGCUGUUUUUUCCAAAGCCCCCACCUUGAGCUUUCAAAAGCUCUGGUGGGCAUAGCAUAUAUGCUCCAGUUACACACUCAGCAAACACUGGUUAUCAAUCAUUGGAAAGGUUACCAGCUCAACUAUCACAUUCUGUUUCUACUUCUCUCCCACUGGGGUCUCAGCAAUGAAUUGGGAAAACACAAAAGGUCUAAGACAAAAUAUCCAAAUUUAAAUACUAAGGAAACUAUAUCUCCAGUUUGGCAAUGGACCAGUCCAAAGUAGAACCUCAAUUAAAAAAAUUGAGGUUCAGAGCAUAAACACUCCAUACACCUUCCUGAAGUCAGCCAUAGACCAGGGUAGGAUGCCUUCCCUGCCAUCCUGGAUUCUUCAACUCUUCAAUGUGUUUAGUGUUCUUAAAAUAUUAAUUGUACCUCACAGGUACUUUAUAAUCAUGAAUUUCCAUCAAAUACUUAACUGAAAUGGUCUAUUCAGUACCAGUACAAUGUGACAUUGACUGGGUGACCGGUUUUUCAGAAGUGAAACCAUAGUCCCUAUAUGCCUUUUUCCCCCCAUCCUUGUAGAAUUUCUUUGGCUUUCAGGAAGAUAUACAGAAACCACACAAACUAGUCCAGCAACUGUGCACAUUGUGCUGCGUUCCACCCUGUUUGAAGACCAUGAAGUCUUGUGGCAUGUCAACAUUUCUAUGGUGAUUUUUACAUGUGACAUAUUGGGUGUAGCUGAGGUUGCUUUGGAAGUCUGUGGCUAUUCCACGUCAUAGACAAGCCACUUGUUAUGCUGAGUGAAAAAUCAUUGUUAAUUCAGAUAUUUGUACGUGGAAAAAAACCCCACAAAAAUAGAGACUAUCUAGUUUCUGUAGAUUCUUUUUCCCAAUGUUUCCAGAUUGAAUUUCCUCAUAAAGAAAAUAUGGUGUGCCUUGUGUCUGUGCUUCUCCUUCCUCUGAAAGGAUGGAUGGAUCUGAAGCCCUCAGCCCUCCCCCAUGCUGCUAGAAUCUUCUGUGGCGAUGACCGCCAAACCACCUGAAAUGCAGUGGCUCCCUGUGGCACUCUGGCCUCGGACGAGCCUCACUGCCUUCAGUGCUUCUGUUUUAAACGGUGGUGAGAGCCUGGAGCUCAAGGCAGAGUCCACAGGUGCUUAAAGAACACUUUCAGAAGAAGCUGAAGGCCUCGAGGUCUGUUCACCCAGCCAAUCUCAGAGUCCUUGCCCCAGUGCGUGUGUAGCUCUGAGAAUGUGAAGACUCAGUUGGAAGAUGGACCAACUCACCAAGUGUCGGCCCAGUUAGUGAGAAACGCGCAGUAGACAUGGAGCUGGGCUCUUUUGAAUUUGUUUUGUGAAGUGUCGGCCUCUUACUGCUUUUGUAUAGUGAUACUCACUGUGUGGUUUAAUCAUGAUUUAUAAAAAAAAAAAAAGAACAAAUGAAUGAAAAUUGGCAAUCUUUGCUGAUCUUCUACACUUGAUCUUAGCCAAAAGGCCGAGAAGCGAUUGUUUGCUGAUCUUCUAAAAAUACUUUUUUUUUCCUGAAGAAAAAAGCCACAUGAAGUGCAAUAAUGUUGUGCGGUGACUUGUUGAUAGUUCUCUGACGAGAGAUAGUUAUGUGUGUGUGACUGGCUGGCAGAUAUCAGUAUUAGCGAGGUCUCUUGCCAAUAUCAGAGUCAGUGUGUCAUUUCAGUUUAACUGGAUGAACUGUCAAAUAAAUGCAGAAUGAAAAUAAACGACUCUUAUUUGUCCGUGAA
This is a messenger RNA of Rattus norvegicus (Norway rat), 3253 nucleotides long. NCBI's taxonomy places the organism in Eukaryota, Metazoa, Chordata, Mammalia, Rodentia, Muridae. The record is from RefSeq and is a predicted model, not a curated record.